Molecule: messenger RNA, 384 nt
Organism: Colletotrichum truncatum
Lineage: Eukaryota; Fungi; Ascomycota; Sordariomycetes; Glomerellales; Glomerellaceae
Product: Mitochondrial import protein 1
Biological process (GO): mitochondrial outer membrane translocase complex assembly; protein insertion into mitochondrial outer membrane
Cellular component (GO): mitochondrial outer membrane
Source: RefSeq, a predicted model, not a curated record
AUGGCUUCCCUCGACGACUCCCUCCACCCCUUGGCCGAGUCCGGCGUCACGAUCCGGUCCGACAGCGAGCAGUAUUCGCAGGGCGAAGACCUCACCGAGUCACCCCCCUCGUCAAACUCGCCAAUCAUCCUCUACAAGCCGCCCACGUUCUGGGGUCUGCUUCGCGGCGCUGCCAUCAACCUCUUUCUGCCGUUCAUCAACGGCAUGAUGCUUGGAUUUGGAGAAUUAUUCGCCCACGAGGCGGCGUUCCGGUUAGGAUGGGGUGGCACCAAGGUUUUCCCCCUCUCCAGAAGAAGAGCACACCCCAUCGGCCCGGGCCUGGAGGUUCGCGACAAGCAUCGCAACCCUUCUCCCGGUCUUGAUGACCUUACGAGCUUGGAGUGA